AUGUCAAAAAAAGCUCAUGGUGCUAUUUGUAAAGCAUGUUCUAAUAUAAAUGAUCCAUUUACUAGCAUAGAAAAUCUUACAAAUAAAAGAUCAAUUUGUCGUAAUCAUUUAAAAAAUUGUUCUAAUUUUAAAGCAUUAUAUAAUGAUGAAACAUGGAAUAUAAUUUUAGCUAAAAUUAUUCAAGAAGAAAAAGAAAACAGACAAAAAAAAUCUUUAGGCAAAUGUAAACAAGAUGAAAGAGAUAUUAUAAAUCUUGAUGAUGAAAUGUCAAUUUCCAUUACAAAAUCAAAUAAAUCAUGUGAAAGUUCUAGAACAGGAUCUUAUCCAACUUUUGCUAUUUCUGAACCUUUACAGAGUUCAAUAGAAUAUUACAUGCCACGUCAUUUAUCUGAAGAAAAUUCAGAAAUAGAAGAAUUAGAUUUUGAAGAAUUUAAUUCUUCAAAUAAAAAAGAAUUAGAUGAAUUUAAUUCAAAUUCUUUUGCUACUCUUAAUAGUAUACAUCCUGCUAAUGAUAUAAGAGCAAAGUGGAAAUUAAGUGAAUUAUUUCUUUUAGGAAUGGAUGCAUCAAGUUUUAUUUCUGAGUUAAAUAUAGAAUAG
Molecule: messenger RNA, 597 nt
Organism: Funneliformis geosporum
Lineage: Eukaryota; Fungi; Glomeromycota; Glomeromycetes; Glomerales; Glomeraceae
Source: the annotation of a GenBank genome assembly